UUUGGAAUAGAAUCGUAAAAUUGCAGAAGAAACUGCUUUUUUCAAGGUUCGGUAAAAAAUGCAGUUUCCGAAAUUUUAUCGAAAGAAUGUUAUGAGCAUUCAUGAUCAAAAUCUAUAUUCAUAUGAUUACCUGCUAUCCAUAUAUCGAUCAUGCUGUUUUGAAUGGGUAUCUGCGGAUUACACUAUAAAAUUUCUGCUAUUGAAAUCAUUACUAUCACAACUUGUUUGUACCUUUGGUAGUUUUGAGAUUUUCUAUAAUGGAAGUAUGGAUUCUGGAUAUGUACCCUUCCUGAUACUUCUGCAAAUGAGUACCGUGAUGUAUUUGGUGGGUGCAUCGACAGUUCAUCAACUUCGAAAAUCCCCGAAAAUUGUUCAAAUGCAAGCUUGGCCAUGGACACUAGCAGGAGAUAAGACAUUUCGUAAGCUGCUGUUGGAAGCCAAGGAGUUCAGAAGAGUGUGUCUUGCAAUUUUUUGCUCAACAACGAUUUCUUUCCUUCUCUUUUUACCAUUACUAGGAGAUGAGCAGGACUGGCAGUUUUUAGUCUUUAUGUGGAAUGAAUAUACGGGAAACAGGAUGUACAUUCUAUUUUUGACUUGUUAUAUAUUUGUAUUACUCAUUCUAGGCAUAUUUAUUACUUCAUUGAUCUGCGUCAGUUUAUAUUGCGUUCGACAUGUGGAGUUUCAGUUUAAGAUUUUGAACGCCCUCAUAUGCAAGUUACACACAUCAUCAAACAAUCUAUUGGAUGAUGUUCGUUGCCAGGAACAAGUAGAUGAUCAAUUGAAGUGCUGUAUCAGAGUACACGUUGAGAUCAGAAAGGUUUACAAACUGUUGAUGGCAAGUUCUAACUCAUUAGUUUUAGCGUUGACGGCGUAUGGUUUGGUGGUAUUUGUUUUCGCUGUAUAUUUCAUAAUGCUUGAUGUGAGUCCUAGAAGUAACCUUCGUAUAUAUCUAAUGAUCAUGACAGCUUGUGUAGUCCUUUGGUCCUUUUGUGAAUAUUGUCAACGACUCACGAAUGAGUCCGAGAUAGUUUUCCUGAACGCCUGCAAAUGCCCCUGGGAACAAUUCAACGUUCAUAAUAGACGUACACUCUUGAUGCUUCUUUUGAAUACUGGCACUCCUAUUACAGUAUCAUGCCAUGGAGUUCUGGAUGCGAAUUAUCCACUGGCAGUGAAGAUGUGGAGAAUGGCCUAUGCUACUAUCACACUCUUCACCAAUCUAAGCUAAGGACACAGUUUUACAGUAACAGAAGAAUGAUGGUUUAUAUUUGUUGUCUAUGAAACCGUAGACUGAAUUGGAAUAUUUAAAUGUUUCUAGUUAUGUUAACUGAUAUUACAAACAUAUAAGAUUCA
This is a messenger RNA of Leptinotarsa decemlineata (Colorado potato beetle), 1350 nucleotides long. RefSeq lists its product as uncharacterized. Gene Ontology annotation, cellular component: plasma membrane. The record is from RefSeq and is a predicted model, not a curated record. Gene Ontology annotation, biological process: sensory perception of smell; detection of chemical stimulus involved in sensory perception of smell. NCBI's taxonomy places the organism in Eukaryota, Metazoa, Arthropoda, Insecta, Coleoptera, Chrysomelidae. Gene Ontology annotation, molecular function: olfactory receptor activity; odorant binding.